AAAUAGAUUUCAUCUUUUAGCCUAAACUUCCCAAAGGCUUCUUAUUAGGGUUUUCUUGAGUUCUUGAAUCUCUUUCUUGAUCAAUUAUAUUCUACUCAAACACAACACAAAUUUUCUCUUAGUAUACAUGAAACCAAUUUUUUUUUGUCCUAGCUAGGUCUUUCAUCCUUCUUUUAAAGUGAAUAACUCAUCAUCAUACAAAAACAUGAGAACAGGAGGUUGCACAAUACAACAAGCUCUAACAACAGAAGCAGCAAAUGUUAUUAAACAAGCUGUUACACUAGCAAAACGUCGCGGCCAUGCACAAGUAACACCUCUUCAUGUAGCAAACACCAUGCUUUCAUCAUCAAAUGGUAUAUUCAAAACAGCUUGUCUUCAAUCUCAUUCUCAUCCUCUCCAAUGUAAAGCCCUAGAGCUUUGCUUCAACGUGGCACUCAAUCGUCUCCCAGCAUCUUCUUCUAGUCCCAUGUUAUUAGGUCAUCAACAUCAACAUCAUCAUCAUCAUUCUCAAUAUCCUUCUAUUUCUAACGCGCUUGUUGCUGCUUUCAAGCGAGCCCAAGCUCAUCAAAGGAGGGGCUCGCUUGAAAAUCAACAACAACCACUUCUAGCUGUGAAGAUAGAGCUUGAACAACUCAUCAUAUCUAUAUUAGAUGAUCCUAGUGUUAGUAGAGUCAUGAGGGAAGCUGGUUUUGAUAGUACUCAAGUUAAAACAAAUGUUGAACAAGUUGUUUCUUUAGAACUUUGUUCUCAAAACCCUAAAGAAAUAACUAACCAUAACAAAAAAGUUAAUCCUAUUUGUGUUAAAGAUGAGGAUGUGAUGAGUGUAGUGAAAAGUUUAAUGAAUAAAAAUAGGAAAAAUAUUGUUUUGGUUAGUGAAAGUAUUGAUAAUUUAGAAGGUGUGAUUAAGGGGGUGAUGAAUAAAGUUGAGAUUAAAGAUGUGCAUGAUGAUUUGAAGGAAAUUAAGUUUAUAAGUUUACAACUUUUGAGUUUUGGUAAUAUUCAAAGAGAAGAAGUUGACCAAAGAUUAGGAGAGUUGACUUGUCUAAUUAAGAGUUUAGUGAAAAAAGGAGUUGUUUUGUACUUAGGUGAUCUUAAAUGGGUGGCUGAUUAUAGAGCUAAUUAUGGGGAAAAAAGAAUUAUUAGCUAUUAUUGUUCAGUGGAACACAUGAUUAUGGAAAUUGGGAGAUUGGUUUAUAGUUUUAGUGAAAAUGAGAAAUUUUGGCUUGUGGGAAUUGCAACAUUUCAAAGUUAUAUGAGAUGCAAAAGUGGUAACAAUUCAUUGGAAUCUAUUUGGGGUUUGCAUCCUGUUACUGUUCCUGGUGGAAGUUUGGGCCUCAGUCUCAAUCCUGACAGUGAUACACAAAUUGAAGUUAGAAGUAAGACAUUUGAAGGUGAAUUCUCAUGUAGAGAGGAGAAGCUGCAAUUGACUAGCUGUUGUAAUAGUGUCUCUACAUUGUCAAAUCUACCUUCAUGGCUUAAAGAUGAGAGGCACAAAAAGUACAAUACUACUUCUAACCAUCAUCAUCAUGAUCAGGACUAUGCAUCAGUCAAAGAUCUACACAAGAAGGGGAGCACAACAUGCAAUUUGCCAUUUUGGGCCAAUAGAAAAACAUGUGAGACAGAUUCUAGUACACCAAAUUCUGCUUCUAAUUCAAGUGAUGUGAUCAUGGAGAUGGACUACAAUGUUCCAAAGUUUAAAGAAUUCAAUUCUGAAAACUUGAACAUUUUAUCCAAUGCAUUAGAAGAAAUUGUCCCAUGGCAAAAAGGAAGUGUUAUACAAGAAAUUGUUGCAACAAUAUUGCAAUGUAGGUCCAAAAUGAUAAGAAGAAAAGAAAAAAAUUUAACCAAUGAAGCAAAACAAGAAACUUGGUUAUUUUUUCAAGGCCCUGAUGUUCAUGCCAAGGAGAAAAUUGCUAGAGAAUUAGCCAAUGUUGUGUUUGGAUCAUACUCGAAUUUCGUAUCAAUUGGACUAAGCAAUUUUUGUUCUAAUUUUAGUAACAAAAGGUCAAGAGAUGAACAAAGUUGGAGUUACAUUGAUAAAUUUGGUCAAGGGGUUGCUUGUAAUUCACAUUGUGUGUUUUACUUGGAUGAUUUGGAGGAAAUUGAUUAUUGUUCACUAAGGGGAAUCAAGAAGGCUAUUGAAAGAGGAACAAUUACUAAUUCUUCAAGUGGUGAAGAAGUUAGUCUUGAUGAUGCUAUUAUUAUUUUGAGUUGUGACAAUUUUGGUUCUAAGUCAUCAAGAGGUUGUUCACCUAAUGUGAAGCAAAAAAUUGAAGAAAAAAUUAGCACAAGUUCUAGUUGUGUUUCUUUGGAUUUGAAUCUCUCUAUUGAUGAUCAAGAUUUAUCAAGUGAUGAUGGUGAUGAUGCUAUUGGACUUCUUCAAAGUGUUGAUAGAUGUAUUUUUUUCCAAAAUUCAAGAACUAUGGUAGUAUAGGAUUUAUUAUUAUGUUGAUGAGGUGAUUUACUUAAUUUCUUUGUUUUUUUGUUUUCUUCUAAUGUUCAAAUAGUAGGUCAAAGAGUUGUGAUAUCUCUCUUUUUUUAUGUACUAAAGUUUUGUAAGUAGAACUUCC
Molecule: messenger RNA, 2570 nt
Organism: Solanum tuberosum (potato)
Lineage: Eukaryota; Viridiplantae; Streptophyta; Magnoliopsida; Solanales; Solanaceae
Exons: 3
Coding region: 206-2434 (742 amino acids)
Source: RefSeq, a predicted model, not a curated record